Prosopis cineraria is the source of this 685-nucleotide messenger RNA. RefSeq names its product ATP synthase small subunit 6-A, mitochondrial-like. The transcript has a single exon. Lineage: Eukaryota; Viridiplantae; Streptophyta; Magnoliopsida; Fabales; Fabaceae. The record is from RefSeq and is a predicted model, not a curated record. Bases 138 to 305 code for a protein of 55 amino acids.
UCCAGUCCAUUGCAAAAUUUGCGAUGCGGGUAUAGGCUGAUUGCUGGGAAGCAUUCGGAACCUACGGAUUUCGCGGUUGAGGGAAAGGAGGUAGCAAGACGGUGAAAAGAGAAAAGAAGGCUUAGCAGCAGCGAGAAAUGAGGAAGUUCGAUCCAUGGCCUGUUUUCUUUAAGCGAGAGUGGAAUCGGAAUUGGCCCUUCCUGGUUGGCUUCGCCAUCACCGGAACCCUAAUCGUCAAGUUCACCGCUGGUCUUACAGAGGAAGAUGCUAAGAAGUCUAAGUUCGUUCAAGAGCACAGGAGGUAACCUAUCUAUCACCAUUCUUCAAACUCUAUUAUUUGCUGUAUGAAAUGAGUGCGCCUCUCAUGUUUCCGAUCGUGGCAAGCUGAAACAGUGACUCGUUAACUCGAUGGCACAAUACUCAGCUCUUUAUGAAUAAAUUGAUUAUAGAUUGUUAGUGGUAGCACGGGUCCCCUCUCCCUCCGGUUAGGCUAAUGAUAAAAUCCCAGGAUGAAAGGAGCAUUAGGGUGCACCAUGCAAGAAUAAUUCCAGGGAAAGUCAUGGCUGAAGUGAUUGGUGUAUUGGUAUUAGGCCUCUCUUGUCCUUCAUGCCCGAGUUGAUUUUCUUGCUGCAUUGCCAAAUUCUAUCAUUAUUAUUUUCUUUUAAUCCAUCCUAGCUUAUGGAUU